This is a messenger RNA of Trichosporon asahii var. asahii CBS 2479, 957 nucleotides long. RefSeq lists its product as uncharacterized. Bases 1 to 957 code for a protein of 318 amino acids. The record is from RefSeq and is a predicted model, not a curated record. The transcript has a single exon. NCBI's taxonomy places the organism in Eukaryota, Fungi, Basidiomycota, Tremellomycetes, Trichosporonales, Trichosporonaceae.
AUGGAGGCCUCGCCGAUACCACGACGAGACUUUCCUCACAUCUGGGCGUCCAUACUGUCCGCAGUGACCGAUGAGGACCUGCCGGCUCUGCGCGCGACGUGCCACGAGCUGAAGGAAUACGUCGACAACCUGAUCUGCGAACACGUCGUGAUCGUGCUGCGUCCGCGGCGUAUCUACACUGCAGUCGGGCACGUCUCCCUCCCGUAUGCUGGAGAUCCCGAGCUCUCUGCGCGCGUGAUGGCGCUUGACAUGCGAAAGGGCGAGGGCGGAGUGAACCAGCCGAUUGACCUGCUGGGACCGGAAAUUGCGUUCCACAACGUCCAGGUCGCUCGCGUGUUUGAUCAGGAAAGCGAGCAGCUCAUCGGCCGCACCAUCGACCGACUGCAGUUCUCGCCCGUCGUGCCGGUACUCAUCAGCCAGAUCACGCGACCACGGGAGAUGAAUAUGGACCAGUUCCGGUAUGCCGCCUUCGGUGCCGUCAUUGGGGAUACGGUGAUCCUACCCGUUCCGUACGAACUAGGCCUGCUCGAGAUCGACGAGUUCGGCCUCCCUCCACGAGACGGUGGGGAAGUCAUCGUGAUCUUCGACCAGCGGUUGGAUGACGCCAUACGACAAGAGCUCAGCGACGAACCCAACGUGGAUUCGGAAGAUCGGUUCGGGUACCGCCAGCUUGCGAGGGAACUCGCCGAGUUCCUCUCGUACGAAGACACGAAGAGGGUCACGAUCGUCAAUCUGCCUGAUCAGAGGAGGGAUGAGUUUCGACACAAGUUUGAGGAGAGCGUGGAGGACGAGGUGUAUUAUCGCGAAUGUGACGGGGACGACUUCGCUCCUGUUUACGACAUCAUGGACGAGAAGAUGCGAUAUCUCUCUGUCGACCAGUGGAGGAACGAGGUGCACGACGAUCUUUACGAACUCGCUUGGGAGAUGCCGGCCCUUCAUCGGUGGACUCGGAAGUAA